Phialemonium atrogriseum is the source of this 1181-nucleotide messenger RNA. RefSeq lists its product as uncharacterized. Lineage: Eukaryota; Fungi; Ascomycota; Sordariomycetes; Cephalothecales; Cephalothecaceae. The coding region runs from base 16 to 702 and encodes 228 amino acids. The record is from RefSeq and is a predicted model, not a curated record. The transcript is spliced from 2 exons.
ACCAGUCUUCCCCGCAUGGCUAUCUCGAACAGCCAGCCAGCGAUAUAUAAAUUUCCCAGUUCUUCCACUUCCAGACACACACCAGCCAGCAGUCAAGAAACACAAGAAAGCACAAGAACACCCAAGCAAGCAACAACGACAACAACAACAACAAAUCCAAAUCUCCUCCCGAAAACCACAAACAUGGCGCAGACAUUCAUCCACACGGGCACCCACUCCUCGAUCCCGGACUCGGCCUCGCCAGGCCUCCUCUUCCUCCGCUACCUCCUCCCCAUCCUCGACUCCCUAGACCCGGAGUCCGUGGCCGCCGACCUGGACAACGCCCUGACCCCUGACUCGACCUUCACCAUCAACGGCGGGCAGGCGCUGACGGCCGAGAAGGUGCGCCCCAUGCAGCUGAUGCGCAGCAAGAAGGUGUCCAGCUUCGGCCACGAGGUCAAGGCCGCCUGGGACAUUGACCUGGGGGGCGGCGCCCGGACGGUCAUGUACGAGUCCGUCAGCACCACCGUCAUGAAGCAGGACCCGCAGGCCCUCGAGCUGCCCGUGCCCGAGAUCACCAUCAUCGAGCUCGUCGCUACCCCCGGGGCCGGCGUCGGCGGCUACAGGGCUAAGUCCAUGCGCACUUAUAUGCACCCGGCUUCGAUCAACCAGAGGACUGCUGCGAUUUUUGGGGGCUGCCACCAAUAUUCCGUUAUACAGUGAGAGCAGAUCCGCAAGAAUUCAACCUGCUAUUGCAUUCGGGCCUCUCUUCCGAUCGCCGAACGGAAAUUGGGUAAGUGCGGAUCAACAUCAGACCGUGAACCAGCCAGUAGCCAACAACACUUGUAGUUCUUCCCUGCAGAGCCACGCUGCCAGCUUCGGCUGGGACUAUGCUCUCGGCAAGGUGGUUGAGGGUCGCGGCAGAGUUCGAAGCUGGGGGCACAGGGUUGUUCUGGGCAGAAGCUUGUUUCUAUGCAAUGUUCCGGUGUUGCUGGGCGCCGGCGGUUGGACUGCGCCGAGUGCCGUAUUUCAUCCACGCCAUGCUCCACACAUGACCUUUUGCCCAAGGUUGGGCAAGGGGCAUUGGAAGUAUCUUUGGUUCCCUGCAAAUAUCAGCUGCUGGAUCGGUAAGUUUAUUGCAUGUAUGUCCAAACACGUCCUACAAUUGCUAUCAGAUUUCGAGAGGUGGAACUUACAGCCAC